AUGCCUGACCUGACACCCUUUCUUGUCACCGGACUUGCGCUCGGCAGCGUCUAUGCGCUGGCGGGCAUGGGGCUGGUCGUCCUGUUCCGCGCCACGGGCGAACUCAAUUUCGCCCUUGGCGCCAUCGGCGCCGCUUCGGCCAUGACGGCCUGGCAGGCCCACGCAUGGGGCACGCCGAUUGCGUUGGCCGCGCUGUGCGGUGUCGCCGCCGCCACCGCGAUUUCAGCCGGCUAUGGGGCGUUCGUGUCGGCGCGCGUCGCCCGGCGUUCGAACGUGAUCAAGGCGGUGGCAACGCUCGGGCUUGCGCUCGCUCUGCUCGGGCUGAUGUACUUCAUUUGGGGCGAUACGCCACGCCGGCUCCGCCUGCCGUUGAGCGCGCUCAACACCGAACUGUUCGGCGUCCGCGUUACCGGCGUCCGUGUCGUUGCGCUGGUGCUGUGUGUAAUGACCGCGAUCGGCAUAUCGCUGCUGCUCGCCAGGACACGUCUGGGUCUGCAGAUGCGGGCUCUUGCCGAUGGCCGGGACCUGAGCGCGCUGAUCGGCAUCGACGUUGAGCGGGUGACCCUGAUCGCCUGGACCGCCACCGGCGUUCUGGCCGGCACCAUCGGUAUCCUUCUGGGCAGCCUCGUGCGGCUGGAACCGGGCGUGUUGACCUUCAUGGUCGUGCCCUCCAUCGCAGCCGCGAUCCUUGGUCAAUUGCGCUCGCUGUGGCUGACGCUGGCCGGUGGCCUCGCAAUCGGCGUACUUGAGGCGAUCGCCACACCGUUUCAGGAUGUUGCGCCCUACCGGUCGCUCGUUCCCUUCAUCGUCGCCAUAGCGGUUCUGGUCCUGCUGCCGGCGCGCACCUUUCAGACCACGCGGGGAAGCUGA
Effrenium voratum is the source of this 870-nucleotide messenger RNA. NCBI's taxonomy places the organism in Eukaryota, Dinophyceae, Suessiales, Symbiodiniaceae. The record is from the annotation of a GenBank genome assembly.